Molecule: messenger RNA, 1808 nt
Organism: Ilyonectria robusta
Lineage: Eukaryota; Fungi; Ascomycota; Sordariomycetes; Hypocreales; Nectriaceae
Exons: 3
Coding region: 420-1808 (462 amino acids)
Source: RefSeq, a predicted model, not a curated record
GUUUUCUCACAAAGAUUGGAUUAGGCUCUGCUCAACUUCAAGAUUGUCAGCAUAAUAUGUCAUGUCGACAGCUGCUCGUCUGCCCGAACUUGUGCUUAUUUAAAUGACUCCCUUGGAGCUUGAAUCCCAACUUGGGGUCUUGGCCACGCAGACUUCGCCAUGUAGAAACCUUGCGGUCAUGUCCGUGGGAGCCUGGGAACGUAUACGGCGGCGUCCAAGAUCCCCAGUACAACGCUCUGUCCUAUGCCUGGGGGAGAUGGGUUCUGGACGACACGCAACGGCCCGAGGUACAGAGCCUGGGCGUCUCCGGAAGAGCAUGGAGAAUCCCUCGAGUCGAUCCCGACCAUUUCUAAGUCGACGCAUCCCAUCACGCAAUUCGACAAGCGACUAGACUCUACGGUCGGAAUAAGGUGUCGGGCAUGACUGUGGCCCUGGCCGAUGACGAUACUCGCUCCGUGGGCUUCAUAUGGGUCGACGUUGUCUGCAUCGACCGGAGGUUCAACACCGAGUCGAUGCUCGAGAUCUUGCUGAUCAAAGAAACCCGCCUAUUGGAGUCCAAAGGUGACUCUUACGUUGUUCCUGAAAAUUUCCAGCCGUCGAUGCUCAAGCUUCUCGGGAUCGAUCACGGCCGGAAGGCUUUUUACUCGUUGGCUGUAGUGAUUGGCGAAUUCGAGGACCUUCGACUUUACCUCGAACGCCUGAGCAGGAUGCGAACGACACGGCUCACCGCGUUCGACCGCGCAUGCGACGAGACGCUGGACCUUCUCAACCGUACCGGUUUCACGGCUCUGUCCUUUCACAGCCCGAUGGAGCUCUACCCGGCGGCCGUGUACCGCCAGCCAUCCAACAAGCUGGACAGUAUCUAUGGCAUCAUGCAGGUGUUUGGGUUCCGCCUGGGUCAGUCGGACCCGAGCGCGCAGCCGGGAUACAAGCCCACUCUGCCGGAGCUCGAGGACCAGCUCGGCAUCGCCCUGAUGGAGCUGUGUCCAACCCUCAGCCAGUGCUUCAGGCAGGUCGUCGUCCCGCGGGCCACGGGAAAGAACUGGCGAGUCGGCCCGCUGUCGGCCAUGCCCGGGUAUUCGCUGACGGCGGCCAUGGAUUGGGAGCCUGAGCUGUACCAGACGGAAUGCGUGCUGUCCACCGAGUGUAUCGGCGACGUUAUAUGGGGGCGUUUCCAAGGCAAGGUCUGUUCCUUCGCGACCCUUCGGACGGCCUGGCCACGGGCACCUAUCCAUGGAGAGGCGGUGACAGGAGAUGAUCCCGGCUCAUAUUCCUAUAUUUCCGUCAUCGUAGACUACGCGCCUGAUAUGUUUCCCGGGUGGCCAAACGCGUCGGAUUAUGAAUCUCGUCAAGGCGCUAGCCAGUACAGAGUUGCGGACCAGCUGGCGGACCAAUUCAGCGAAGAAAAGCUCAAGGUUCUUCAUCUAGGCUUCAUCGACACGUCAGAGUUAUCCGAAUCGCAUUAUGGAUUGGUCCUCUUGCAAGAAAACGAAGGCAAUAUGACAUACUGGCGACGUCUGGGCAUAUGUACCUGGGAUGCGCUGAAAAGGAAAAAGGAACGCGUGGAAGCUGUCGUGGACUUACUUGGGAAGAUUGGACUGGGCGGGAGGCUUUCUGGGACGGGUAGUAUCUACCAUGGACUGGUGCCUAAGUACGAUUGCAACACGAUGCAACAUGUCCAGAAGCACUGGGCCGAUUUAACCGUCACAACGACUCAUGGCAGAAUACUGGCGAGAAUGAACGACGGUGCGCAGCUGGUCGGGGUCACAGAUGACGAAAUCGAUGCACAUGGGGGUGCCGAAGGCUAA